CAGGGGUGGGCCCAGUGGCGGAAGGAGCAUGGCGUGGAGACAGCUGAAAAAGCGGGCCCAGGAUGCUGCAAUCAUCCUGGGGGGUGGAGGACUUCUCUUUGCCUCCUAUCUGGCUGCCUCAGGGGAUGAACAUUUCUACACUGCUCACUUGAUGCCGGCACUGCAGCGGCUGCUGGACCCAGAGUCUGCCCACAGACUGGCUGUUCGCAUCACCUCCCUGGGCCUCAUUCCUCGUGCCACAUUUCAAGACUCAGACAUGCUGGAAGUGAGAGUUCUGGGCCAUACAUUCCGAAACCCAGUAGGAAUCGCUGCAGGAUUUGACAAGCAUGGUGAAGCUGUGGAUGGACUUUAUAAGAUGGGCUUUGGCUUUGUGGAGAUAGGAAGUGUGACCCCGAAACCUCAGGAAGGAAAUCCCAGGCCCAGGGUCUUCCGCCUCCCGGAGGACCAAGCUGUCAUCAACAGGUACGGGUUUAACAGCCACGGGCUGUCGGUGGUGGAACGCAGACUGCGGGCCAGGCAGCAGCAGCAGACGAGGCUCACAGAAGAUGGGCUGCCACUGGGAAUAAACCUGGGCAAGAAUAAGACUUCGGUGGAUGCUGCUGCAGACUACGUAGAAGGGGUUCGAGUCCUGGGCCCCUUGGCUGACUACCUGGUAGUGAACGUGUCCAGUCCCAACACAGCUGGGCUGCGGAGCCUUCAGGGGAAGGCCACACUGCGCCACCUGCUGACCAAGGUGCUACAGGAGAGAGACGCCUUGAAGGGAGAGCAUAGGCCGGCAGUGCUGGUGAAGAUUGCCCCUGACCUCACAGCCCAGGACAAGGAGGAUAUUGCCAGUGUGGUGAGAGAGUUGGGCGUCGAUGGAUUGAUUGUCACGAACACCACAGUGAGUCGGCCUGCCGGCCUCCAGGGUGCCCUGCGCUCCGAAAUGGGAGGGCUGAGUGGGAAACCCCUCCGGGAUUUAUCAACUCAGACCAUCCGGGAGAUGUAUGCGCUCACCCAAGGCAGAAUUCCCAUAAUUGGGGUUGGCGGUGUCAGCAGUGGGCAGGACGCGCUGGAGAAGAUCCAGGCAGGGGCUUCCCUGGUGCAGCUGUACACGGCCCUCACCUACCACGGACCGCCUGUGGUGGGCAGGGUGAAGCGAGAGCUGGAGGCUCUUUUGAAAGAGCAGGGGUUUAGCAGGGUCACAGAUGCUGUUGGAAUAGAUCAUCGGAGGUGAGGCUGUUGUCUGUUGGAAACUGGAUCUGGAACCUUCCUCUGAGCUCACAAGAGCCUUCGUGGUGGAACCUGAGAGAAGGGACUGUGUCUCGAGCUAUGUCCUCCAUAGUGUGUCUGGCCAGCUGUAAAAGCCAACCAUAAGGGUCGUCAGAGUCAACAGAAGGCUUUCUUCUAGCACUUGGCUGGGCCGUAAACUGCAUUUGUACUUCUUUCUAGAUUCAAACUCCAGGAUCUUCCAGUACUGCAAGGGCACUAAAUAUUUGGGAGAAAAAUUAUGGAAAAAAAUAAAGCUUUGUAAAACCUGGA
Molecule: messenger RNA, 1521 nt
Organism: Tupaia belangeri chinensis (Chinese tree shrew)
Lineage: Eukaryota; Metazoa; Chordata; Mammalia; Scandentia; Tupaiidae
Gene: DHODH
Product: dihydroorotate dehydrogenase (quinone)
Exons: 9
Coding region: 29-1216 (395 amino acids)
Biological process (GO): UMP biosynthetic process; 'de novo' pyrimidine nucleobase biosynthetic process
Cellular component (GO): mitochondrial inner membrane; cytoplasm
Molecular function (GO): dihydroorotate dehydrogenase activity
Source: RefSeq, a predicted model, not a curated record